AUGCCUCUCGUUACUCAGAGCUUACAGCCGCGAGUGAUCCUCGGGCUGAUGACCUUCGGACCGAGCGAGUCCAAGGGCGCCCGAAUCACAUCGCUCGACGAGUACAAUCGGUGCCUCGAUUACUUCCAGCAGCAGGGAUUCAAUGAAAUCGACACCGCCCGGAUCUAUAUCGGCGGCGAGCAGGAGGCAUUCACAGCCAAGGCCAACUGGAAACAACGCAGCCUGACUCUGGCUACCAAAUGGUACCCGCAGUUUCCUGGCGGCCAUAAACCAGAUGUCUUGCGCGAGAAGCUGGAGCUGUCCCUCCAGGAAUUGAAUACAGACCAAGUCGAUAUCUUCUAUCUCCAUGCGCCGGAUCGUUCGGUUCCCUUUGCCGAGACCCUGGAGGCCGUUAAUCAGCUGCACAAGGAGGGCAAGUUUGUCGAGCUGGGCCUCAGCAACUUUACGGCCUUUGAGGUGGCGGAGAUUGUCACGCUGUCACGCAACAUCGAGACCGAGCUCGUUCAUGCUUGUCGCCGGUACGGCCUCGACAUCGUCAUCUAUAACCCGCUUGCCGGUGGACUCUUCUCCGGCAAAUACAAGACACAUGACAUCCCCGCAGAAGGGAGAUAUAGUGACACCAGCAAGGGGGGAGCCGGUUACCGCAGGCGCUAUUUCCGAGAUGCAACGUUUGAGGCUUUGAGCGUCAUCGAGCCGGUCGUGGAGAAGCACGGGCUCACGCUCGUGGAGACGGCCCUGCGCUGGGUGCGGCACCACUCAGCCCUUAACAUGGACAACGGUAGCCGAGACGGCCUCCUGGUGGGCGUUAGUAGUUUCGAGCAGUUGGAGACUAACCUCCGGGAUCUUCAGAAAGGGCCGUUGCCCGAUGAGGUGGUGGAAGCGCUGGACCAGGCAUGGCUGGUGGCUAAGCCUACUGCGCCAGACUAUUGGCACCUGGACCUGAAGUACACCUAUGAUACCCAGGAGGCCUUGUUCAAGCCCAAAGCAUGA
Molecule: messenger RNA, 990 nt
Organism: Penicillium alfredii
Lineage: Eukaryota; Fungi; Ascomycota; Eurotiomycetes; Eurotiales; Aspergillaceae
Product: aldo/keto reductase family protein
Exons: 2
Coding region: 1-990 (329 amino acids)
Molecular function (GO): oxidoreductase activity
Source: RefSeq, a predicted model, not a curated record